AUGGGAGAAAUUGUUGAUUAUGAUAAGAUUGAAUCACCUAACGUAGAUGGAAAUGGUAGAGACUUUGAUGCUGUUGAAUUGGUACCAUUUACAAAAUGUGAUUACAAAAUGUUUGAAAUGCGCAAAAAAUUUGAUUUAAAUACAAGAAGAAUAAAUUCGCUAGAUAUUUCAACCUGUGGAAAUUACAUGGUUACUUCUGAUGAUGACGAUAAAUUGACAGUAUUUGAUAUUUUACAAGGAUGUGAAAUUAAAGUUGUAUUAAGUAAAAAAUACGGUUGUGAUCAUGUAAUGUUUACGAAAGGAGAUUUUAAUGCCUUACAUACAUCAACAAAAAUAAAUAAUGUUAUUAGAUAUUUAUCUUUAGAAAAUAAAGCAUAUAUAAGAUAUUUUGAUGAUCAUAAAGAUACUGUUUUAUCAUUAACAAUAUCUCCAAAUGGUAAACAAUUUUUAUCAAGUAGUAAAGAUGGUACAAUAAAGUUAUGGGAUAUCAGAAGUCAUAAUUGUUGUGGAACUAAUUAUAAUCAUUUAAAUCCUAAAGUUACUUAUGAUCCUUAUGGAAAAAUAUUUGCUGUAGCUGAUGAUACAAAUAUUGUAAAACUUUAUGAUUCAAGAGGUCUUGAUUGUCAACCAUUUAAAACAUUUGAAAUUAAAUCAUCUAAACAUAAAAUUAAUAACAUAAAAUUUUCUCCUAAUGGUAGGACAAUUCUUAUAACUACUAAUGGUAAUUAUUUUUAUACAUACAAUGCAUUUACCGGAGAAAAAAAACGUCUUUUUGAAGGCAUUAGUAACCCUGAUAAAAAAAGUUUUGGAGUUGAUUUUUCACCCUGUAAUACACAUAUUAUAGCCGGUAGCAAUUUUGGCGAACUUCAUUGUUAUAAUGCUGAUAAUGGUCAUCUUCUUAAAACAUUCAAAUCAUCUCACAGUGGUCUUAUAGAAAAAGUUGUUUUUCAUGAAAGUUAUUUUAUGCUAAUAACAGCAGAAACAGAUCUUAUUUGGUGGACACCUGAUUAUGAUGAAGAAAUGCCUUCUGGUUACACGAGUCCAAUAACUAAUCGGUGA
This is a messenger RNA of Strongyloides ratti, 1059 nucleotides long. RefSeq names its product WD40 repeat and WD40/YVTN repeat-like-containing domain and WD40-repeat-containing domain-containing protein. The coding region runs from base 1 to 1059 and encodes 352 amino acids. NCBI's taxonomy places the organism in Eukaryota, Metazoa, Nematoda, Chromadorea, Rhabditida, Strongyloididae. Gene Ontology annotation, cellular component: Set1C/COMPASS complex. The transcript has 3 exons. Gene Ontology annotation, molecular function: chromatin binding; protein binding. The record is from RefSeq and is a predicted model, not a curated record.